Messenger RNA from Centropristis striata (black sea bass), 2492 nucleotides. RefSeq names its product RAB24, member RAS oncogene family (gene rab24). The record is from RefSeq and is a predicted model, not a curated record. The coding region runs from base 340 to 954 and encodes 204 amino acids. The transcript is spliced from 9 exons. NCBI's taxonomy places the organism in Eukaryota, Metazoa, Chordata, Actinopteri, Perciformes, Serranidae. Gene Ontology annotation, molecular function: GTP binding; GTPase activity.
CAGAUGGAGAUCUGUCCCACCUCAGAAACAGCCUUUCUCCGACCGGCUCAUCCAGUCACUUAGCUGGACGAGUUAUCAGAACAUCCAGCUGCUGUUCCCCGGUAACAACCAUCUCUUCACCGCGGUCUGACUGCCGGUUUGGAGCUGUAGCCGUUGCGCAACAGAAACGUAAUCCUCGCUAGCUGCUGUUAGGUCCAAACAGCUGCCGGUCCGUCGGUUACCGUCUGGACUCUAAAACGGGUCUGACAGCCCCGGUUCGGCUCGGUUCGGUUCGGCUCCAGCUCGGAUCAGUUCAGAUGUUGAGGAGGAUUUGUUGAGCCAAGCUAGCUUCCAGUUACCAUGAGUGCAAUGCGUGUGGACGCCAAAGUGGUGAUGCUGGGAAAGGAGAGUGUUGGGAAGACCAGCCUGGUGGAGAGAUACGUUCAUCAUCGCUUCUUGGUCGGCCCUUACCAGAACACUAUCGGUGCUGCUUUUGUUGCCAAACCAAUCCAGGUGGGAGAGAAAGUGAUCACCCUGGGUAUAUGGGAUACAGCUGGAUCAGAGCGAUACGAGGCCAUGAGCAGAAUCUACUACAGAGGAGCCCGGGCAGCCAUCGUCUGCUACGAUCUGACCGACAGCAGCAGCUUCCAGCGAGCUCGGUUCUGGGUGAAGGAGCUGCAGAACUGCGAGGAACACUGUAAGAUCUACCUGUGUGGCACUAAGAGCGACCUGAUCGACGGAGAUCGGAGCCUGCGCCAAAUAGACUACCAUGAUGCUCAGGACUUUGCUGACGAGAUUGGUGCGCAGCAUUUCGAGACCUCCAGUAAAACAGGAAAGAACGUGGAUGAGUUGUUCCAGAAAGUUGCUGAGGAUUACAACAGCACUGCCUUCCAGUAUAUGACAGAGGAGGAGCCGGGCGUGGACCUGGGCCUGAAGAAAGACUCAUAUUUCUACUCCUGCUGUCAUAACAACUGAUGCAGAGCAGCAGGAAGGGAAGUCUUUCCCCUGGGCUGGAGUUAAAAACCUGGAAAGGCUGGAUGGAUGGUGGUCAGAUAACUAAGCUCUGGAGCUGGGAUGGAAGUCACAGAAGAAGAGGAAAUGGAGCAGUACUGUUUAUACCUUAUUAGAUUAUUUCUUUUGUGCCAUGAAGAAACUGACAGCUGCAAGACUUUAUGGAAGAGGAUCUACUACUACUGCUGCAACUGUUACUGGGUGGGAGAGGGAAUAUCAGAAAGCAACACUCAUGUUUCACCCAGUCACGCCCCCUUUCUUCUGUAGCUUCUUCUGAGCUGGACCAUGGAAGUACACAUAUCUCUAAAGGUGUGGUGACGCUAAAUAGAAAGAUCCCACUGAACACAGACUGGCUGACAAAACUUGAUUGUUGUAGCGAGUGCAGUGCUUCAGGAGGGUGAAUGGUUUGUUUACAGCAGUUCAUUUUGUUUACCUAUUUAACCUUGAUGUGGAAACCCAUCCGUCUGUCCUGCACAUCUUUGACGAAGCCUAAACCAACGGAGUGAAGCCAACUAGGAUAGAAAAACCUGAAACACUCCUGUGUUUCUCUCCACACUUAAUUAAAAAUAAUUAUUCUUAUUUAUUUGCAAAUCUGGUGAAGCUCAAAUAUGAAAUGAUACCAAUGAUCUUUAUAAAGGCCUUAAUACCCACGAUUAAAAUGUCUUCAGUGUUUACCAGGACAUUAUGGAUGUAUUAACAGAGCUGGAUACAGUGCCAUCACACAGUCGCUGGUCACUUGUGGUACUGCAACAAAAAAGUUUGCACAUACACUACCAUUAGAAAAGAAUCAUUUGUAAAGUUGUUGACAACACUCCUUCAUUUGUGAACAGAGUUUAAUUGUUACUCUGUGUAUAAAGAAUGUUUAACUCUAAUGACCUGAGAUACAAGUGAGCAUAAAAUGUAUUCCUCAGUCUAAUCUAAAUUAUUUUCUCACCUGUGUUUAUGACUUAUAAAACAGGUUUCCGUAGAACAGGGGUCGGCAACCUUUAUGGGCAAAAGAGCCAUUGUUGGCCAAAAAAAGAGAAAAAAUAACAUACUGGAGCCACAACUUUAUUUACAGCCUAAAUUAGCCUACCAGUAUCACUAAUAGGUCAUAACGAGCAUUUCUUAAUAUGAUUUUGUCAGAAUGCAGCAACUCAAAACUGGCUUGACUUGAAGUUGGCAGUAUUUAGAGUUUAAGGCGCUGAGCCGUAGACUUUCGUAAGCAUUUCAGUUGACUUAAAUUUAAAAAACUUUUUUAUAAUGUCAUAGGUGCAUCUCAAAAAAUUAGAAUAUCAUAGAAAAGUUUAUUUAUGUCAGUAAUUCAAUUCAAUGAGUGGAAAUAACACAUCAUAUAGAUCCAUUACAUUCAGAAUGAAACAUUUCAUGUCUUGAUUUAUUUAAUUUCUUCUAAUUAUAAUGAUUAUGGCUUACAUAGACCUAAAAUUCAGUUUCUCAAAAAAAAAAUCAAUAUUACAAAAUUUAAAAAGUAUGUCUAAUAUAAAAAUGUUGGCCUCUGAAAA